This is a messenger RNA of Exophiala xenobiotica, 798 nucleotides long. RefSeq lists its product as uncharacterized. Bases 1 to 798 code for a protein of 265 amino acids. Gene Ontology annotation, cellular component: cytoplasm. The transcript has a single exon. Lineage: Eukaryota; Fungi; Ascomycota; Eurotiomycetes; Chaetothyriales; Herpotrichiellaceae. The record is from RefSeq and is a predicted model, not a curated record.
AUGGCAGAACUCUUCCUCUGGGACCACCCUGUGAGCCCCUUUUCCCAGAAGAUUCGUCUCGCCCUGCGUGAGAAGAACAUCCCAUUCGAGCAUGAGACACCGAAGGGAGGGGGCAGCGGUAACCUAACAAUUCUCGAUCCGAAGUUCGUCCAAGAUAACCAUCGGCUUGAAGUUCCCACGUUGGUCGACGGUGACCUGAAGAUCUUCGACUCAACCAUCAUCCUCGAGUACAUCGAGGAUAAAUACCCCAAACUGCCCCUCCGUGCUGCCAAUGCCACAGGACGUGCGAAAGCACGUAUGAUCGAGGACGUGUGCGACUCACAGUACGAGGCCAUCAAUUGGGGGAUGGGCGAGAUUGAGACGUUUAAGCGCGCUGAUGGCGAGCUGGCCGAGAGAAUGAAAGAAAAUGCAAGGGGCCAGGUCAGGCAGAUCCAAGCUUGGCUUACAGCGCAGCUCGGGGAUGCGGAGUGGUUUGGCGGCGAUAAAUUUGGAUACGCAGACGUUUGCGUAUGGCCAUUUGUGAACCGUUCAACCUCGUACUGUCUGGAACCCGAGUCCGGAACACCGCUAAGGAGGUGGUAUGAGCGUGCAAAAGAACGGCCGUCAGUGAAGGCGGUGUUUGACGAGUUCUCGGUGGGUGUCAAGGGUGUCGCUGCAGCUUACGAUUUCUUGCAGGAGGGUCUGCUCAAGCGAGAGUAUCGGGAUCAUCGCCUGGAGUGGAUGAUCAAAUCUGGUGGCAUUGACAUUGUGCAGGAAGGGCUGGCGAAGAAUAAUGUCCGGUUUCAGUGGCCGGUCUGA